Molecule: messenger RNA, 1866 nt
Organism: Alligator sinensis (Chinese alligator)
Lineage: Eukaryota; Metazoa; Chordata; Crocodylia; Alligatoridae
Gene: ZC3H15
Product: zinc finger CCCH-type containing 15
Exons: 10
Biological process (GO): cytoplasmic translation
Cellular component (GO): cytosol
Molecular function (GO): metal ion binding; mRNA binding
Source: RefSeq, a predicted model, not a curated record
CCGCCGGCGGGGGGCAACAAGAAGGCGGACCAGAAGAAGAAGGAGAAGAUCAUCGAGGACAAAACCUUUGGUUUAAAGAAUAAGAAAGGUGCUAAGCAGCAGAAGUUUAUCAAGGCUGUGACUCAUCAAGUUAAAUUUGGGCAACAGAAUCCACGCCAGGCUGCUCAAGCUGAAAGUGAAAAAAAAUUAAAGAAAGAAGAUAAGAAGAAAGAACUACAGGAACUAAAUGAACUCUUCAAACCUGUAGUUGCUGCCCAGAAAAUUAGUAAAGGUGCAGACCCCAAAUCAGUAGUUUGUGCUUUCUUCAAGCAAGGACAGUGCACUAAAGGAGACAAGUGCAAGUUUUCUCAUGAUUUAUCUUUGGAAAGAAAGUGUGAAAAGCGAAGUGUUUACAUUGAUGCAAGAGAUGAAGACCUUGAAAAAGAUACGAUGGAUAAUUGGGAUGAGAAAAAGCUGGAAGAGGUAGUGAACAAGAAGCAUGGUGAGGCGGAAAAGAAAAAACCCAAAACUCAAAUAGUCUGCAAAUAUUUUCUUGAUGCUAUUGAAAACAAUAAGUAUGGAUGGUUUUGGGUUUGUCCUGGUGGAGGAGACAACUGUAUGUACCGCCAUGCUCUCCCUCCUGGUUUUGUACUGAAAAAAGACAAAAAGAAAGAAGAAAAGCAAGAAGAAAUUUCUUUAGAAGAUCUAAUAGAAAGAGAGCGUGCUGCCUUAGGACCAAAUGUUACCAAAAUCACCUUAGAGUCUUUUCUUGCGUGGAAGAAAAGAAAAAGACAAGAAAAGAUAGACAAGGCUGAGCAAGAUAUGGAAAGGAGAAAAGCAGACUUCAAAGCUGGCAAAGCACUUGUGAUCAGUGGACGUGAAGUGUUUGAAUUUCGGCCUGAAUUGGUUGAUGCAGAUGAUGAAGAAGCUGAUGACACCCAGUACUCUCAAGGACCCAGUGAAGAUGAGGUUGAGGAGCCUGAGAAGGUAAAUGAUAUAGAUUUGCACCUGUAUGUCCCAAAAGCUGUAGAUGAGACUGGUAUUACCGUGGCUAGUCCUGAGAGAUUCAGUAUGUACACUUCAGUAGAAAAAGACGAUACCAAGUUAAGUGAAGCUUCAGGAGGUGGGUUAGAGAAUGGGGAGCACGUUUAUUCAGAAGAGGACACUGAAGAAGAGGAAGAACAGGAAAAUGGAGUCAUUGAUGCUGUUCCUGUUGAUGAAAACCUUUUUACUGGAGAGGACUUGGAUGAACUAGAAGAAGAAUUAAACACUCUUGAUUUAGAGGAAUGAAGAAUAAGAAUUUGAAGUCCUUGUGACAAAGUGGAAGCUGACUACAUAUUUUCACCUAGAAUUCUUGAACAGGAUUUUUAGGGUUUCCCCAACUGAUGCUGAAAGGCACAUCAGACAUCAGGAUUAUUUCCUCCAGCCUCGUCUGCUGCAGUCUCGACUACACUUCACAGUAAAAUAUUCAGAGUAGUUCAGAAUUGAAUUGAGAGUGCUGACGUCACAGAAAAUGAGAUUGUUGUAAAUUUCAGCUAAAAGUAGGAGGUGUAACUGCUUUGCCAGUGUGCAAGUUUAAGAGGGAAUGUUGCUGCCAGGUACAAAAACAACAUUCUUCACCAGAACUGCAUCUUUUAAUAAGUAAUUAAGUUGAUUUAGAAACCACCUGAAUUAUUUGAGCAAUGUACUUUAAAUGGAGCUGUUUCAGAUUGAGAUGUCCAUGCUCCUAUAAGUGUUGGUUUGCUUUAUCUGAUCAGAUGGAUACCGAAGAUGCAAAUUUGUGAAAUGAUACAUCACCUCUGGUGCCCUCUGUUUAAAAUGUUUUAAACUUUCCCUUCACCUUUUGCCAACAAAAUUGUAAAUAAAGACUGUCCACUUUAAAAUCAU